CACACAUCCACUUACUUCACUCCUUCGACGCAACACUUCACAUGGAGGUCCAGAGUGUCAUUGUCAAGCCGGAAACAGAGAAAGGGUCGUACAGGUCUUUGUCCCGAUCACCGAGUAGAUCUCCACCACCCAAGCGCAGGAACAGAUCGCGAACUACAUCUCGUACACCAUCCGGUUCUCGUUCUCGUUCUCGCUCUCCCUCUCCAAGGCGGUCUACCAAACGGAGGGCAUACUCGCCCGACAGCUCGCCACCACGCAGGAGUCGCAGGGACUACUCCAGGGAUCGGUCUAAGGAUCGUUCUAGGAAUUAUUCAGCUGGGCGAAACCCCAGGCGUGAACCCUCGCCACCAAGGCCCUUGAUUGAUUUUGACCAUGUCCGCCGCCAGGAGCGCGAAAGACAAAUGCAGAAGAGGGAACCAGCGGUGCCAAGGCCGCGACAGGAUCCAGAUACCGAGAUGAAGACACUGAUGAGCACAACUCGCACAGGAGGUGCUUAUAUCCCACCUGCACGUCUUCGUAUGAUGCAAGAGCAAAUUACAGACAAGAGCUCAAAGGAAUACCAGAGGAUAUCGUGGGAGGCACUCAAGAAGAGUAUCAACGGUCUCAUCAACAAGGUGACCGCUGCCAACAUCAAAGCAAUUCUGCCGGAGCUGUUUGGGGAGAAUUUAAUCCGUGGACGGGGCUUGUUCUGCAGAUCGAUCAUGAAGGCCCAAGCAGCAUCCAUGCCAUUUACACCUGUGUAUGCUGCGGUUGUCGCAGUAAUCAAUACCAAGCUUCCCCAGAUCGGAGAACUUUUGAUCGCCCGUCUCAUCAUUCAGUUCAGAAAAUCAUACAAGCGAAACGACAAGGCAACCUGUCUCGCCACCACGACAUUCAUCGCCCACUUGACAAACCAAUGGGUAGCCCACGAAGUUUUGUCCCUCGAAAUUCUCCUUUUGCUUCUAGAACAGGUAACAGAAGACUCGAUCGAGAUUGCAGUCGGACUCAUGAAGGAAGUUGGAUCGUUUCUUUCCCAGGAGGCUUCGGAUGCGAACGAAGGUGUCUUUGAACGACUUCGUAACAUCCUGCAUGAGGGAAAGAUUGAGAAGCGCACGCAGUAUAUGAUUGAGGUCUUGUUUCAGAUUCGAAAGGACAAAUACAAGGAAAAUCCACCGAUUGCACCCGAGCUGGAUUUGGUCGACGAGGAUGAACAGAUUACACACACACUCCAGCUGGACAAGGAAGAUCUAGAUGCGCAGGAAGGACUGAACGUAUUCAAGUACGACCCAGAUUAUGUGGCCAACGAAGAGAAAUACAGCGAGAUUAAGGCAGAGAUUCUCGGAGAGGACGACUCGGAUGAAUCGGGGUCGGAGGAAUCUGACGAGGAGUCCGAUGAAGGGGAAAGUCGCGAGGCAUUGCAGAGGAAAAUGGAGAUCCAGGACCAUACAAACACCAAUCUCGUCAACCUUCGCAAGACUAUCUACUUGACAAUUAAGAGCUCUCUUAAUUUCGAGGAGUGCGUUCACAAGCUGCUGAUGAUCAGCAUGGAGCCAGGACAACAGAUUGAGUUGUGUAACAUGUUGAUCGAGUGUUGUUCGCAGGAACGAACCUACGAAAAGUUCUUUGGUCUGGUGGGCGAGCGAUUUUCAAAGAUCAAUCGGGAUUGGGCAGAGGCGUUCCAGGAGUGCUUUGUUACGAAUUACGAGACAAUUCAUCGUUUAGAAACGAACCCUCUUCGCAACGUGGCAAAGUAUUUCGGUCACCUUAUGUCGACAGAUGGACUAUCAUGGAGUGUGCUGAGCGCGAUUCAUUUGAAUGAGGAAGAGACUACCAGUAGUUCUCGUAUCUUUAUCAAGAUCCUGUUCCAGGACCUUGUGGAGUCUCUCGGUCUGAAGAAACUGGACGAGCGCGUUAAGGAUCCCCGGUAUGCGGAAUGGUUCGCAGGGCUCUUCCCCAAGGACAAUCCCAAGAAUACCCGUUUUGCGAUCAACUUCUUCACGUCAAUCGGUCUCGGAGCCCUCACAACAGACCUCAGAGAGCACUUGAAGAGCGCUCCAAAGGCAAUCAUGGCACAGCAGCAGGAUAGCUCGGAGUCCGAUACAGAUUCAGACUCGGAUUCGGACUCGGAUUCAGACUCGGGCAGCUCCAGUUCUGAGAGCUCGUCUGAUUCAGACACGGAUAUGUCGUCUUCGGGAUCAGAAUCAGACAGGCGUCGUCCAUCCAGGUCCAACAGGCGUCGCUCGCCCAGCCCCGAUAGACGCCGAUCCUCUAGAUCGAGUCGCCGCUAACAUGGCCACUUGUAUCACUCAGUUCUUAAUAAAUAAUGAAAAGCAGAGCAGUUGAGCAGAGUGAAAAAACGCCCAGCGACAGAUAUCGUUUUCCAGAGAUCCCAGGGCCCCUUCAGAUAAAGAAAGGCGUAAGAGACGCAUAAAAACGAAAAGAG
This is a messenger RNA of Gamsiella multidivaricata, 2422 nucleotides long. Its product is annotated as armadillo-type protein. Gene Ontology annotation, cellular component: catalytic step 2 spliceosome. Bases 42 to 2267 code for a protein of 741 amino acids. Gene Ontology annotation, molecular function: RNA binding; protein binding. Lineage: Eukaryota; Fungi; Mortierellomycota; Mortierellomycetes; Mortierellales; Mortierellaceae. Gene Ontology annotation, biological process: mRNA splicing, via spliceosome. The record is from RefSeq and is a predicted model, not a curated record. The transcript has 6 exons.